AUGCAGGCCAUCAUUCUGUCGCUCUUCUUCUUCGUUGCAUAUGUUAUUUACCGCACAUAUUUCGAUCCGUUGGCCAACGUCCCGGGACCCCGGUUUGCGAAGUUAUGCCCGUCGUGGAUCAUUAGUAUCCUGUGGACCAACAAGGUCAACUAUAGUAUAGACGAGCAACAUCGCAAGCAUGGUAUGAUUUUAGAUAUCCCUCAGUGUGCUUUCCUCCCCCUCCCUUUCAGAGCAGCCAUAUUGACGGGAACAGGCGACGUCGUGCGUCUCGGGCCAACCGAACUCUCCUUCUCCACCAUCAGCGCCCACGAUACGAUCUACAACACUGAUGCCGCUACUUUCACAACGCCCGGAUCCAUCCAAUGCUGUGGACGGAACCUCAUCCACCCCGGCCUCACAUUCGUCGUCCAGCGCAGUGUUGCCGAACAGAAAGAGCUGCGGAAGAUCUUCGCGCCCGCAUUCCGUCUCGCACUCACGGGGGGCAUUGAAACCAACAUCACGAACCGGUUCAAUGAGCUCCUGGCCGCUCUGGACAUCAGGCCGGGAAUGUCAAAGUGCAUGAACCUUACCCAUUGCCUGGAGCAAUUGGAGUGGAAUCUCAUUGGCGAUUUGGGAUUGGGACAGCCCGUCCCGGACAGCCUCAGAGGCGGCUGGACCGGAUACAAGAAUCACCAGCAUAUGAUUGGGGCGGCAUACGAGCUGGGCUCGUUCCUCCUGACCCGGCGCGGUUUCCCAAAGAUCCUUGACAUCGUUGGCAAGAUAUGGCCGCAGAUUCUGCUGGAAGAGGGGUUUCUCUCCAACCUCGCUAUCAAACAGCGAACAGAGGGAAAGAACACGUUCGUUUCACAGGCUUUGCCGUACAAGAGCGAGAAGUUCCCUCUGAUGGGCACAGAGAUGCCUGGCAACGUCAUUGGCAUUAUGGUCGCAUCAUACGAAACGUCAGAAUCGACUCUACGCGCAACUCUUUGCGCACUACUGAGCAACCCUGCUUAUUACAAAGCUUUGCAACACGAGAUUCGGUCGACCUUCUCGACCCUCGAAUCGAUCACCGACAGCCAGCUCGUGGGACUUCGGUUCCUGAACGGCUGUGUCAAUGAGGGUCUGCGACUCUGGCCUGGCUUGAAUGGGAAAUUCACCAGUCGGUUAUCCACCGGCGGUGUGAUAGACGGUGUUUAUGUGCCUGCCGGCUAUAUCGUCUCGGCGGAUCUAUAUAGUAUCCAGCGCAACCCGAAAUACUGGCAUGAGCCCGACUCCUUCAAGCCCGAGCGCUGGUUCGACGGCCAGAACAAGGAUGAACUGCGCGCCUUCCGGCCGUUUUCAGUGGGCCCGCGCUCAUGCCCGGGACGCCAAAUGGCGCUGCAGAAGGUCCGCCUCACCCUGUCCAAGUUCGCCUUCUCGUUUGAUAUGGAGUUUGUCAAUCCUGAUUUCGACUGGCAACGCGAUGUGCCGUCUGGCUUUUUGUGGGGCUCGGCGGAUGUCAUGGUCCGCAUUUCGCGUUCGGAUCCUCCUCAGGCGAUCGAUGAGCGUGUUGCAGCUGCGUGA
This is a messenger RNA of Aspergillus clavatus NRRL 1, 1542 nucleotides long. RefSeq names its product putative cytochrome P450 monooxygenase. Bases 1 to 1542 code for a protein of 513 amino acids. NCBI's taxonomy places the organism in Eukaryota, Fungi, Ascomycota, Eurotiomycetes, Eurotiales, Aspergillaceae. The record is from RefSeq and is a predicted model, not a curated record. The transcript has 7 exons. Gene Ontology annotation, molecular function: heme binding; monooxygenase activity; oxidoreductase activity, acting on paired donors, with incorporation or reduction of molecular oxygen.